Messenger RNA from Pseudomyrmex gracilis, 387 nucleotides. RefSeq names its product phosphopantothenoylcysteine decarboxylase subunit VHS3-like. The coding region runs from base 1 to 387 and encodes 128 amino acids. The record is from RefSeq and is a predicted model, not a curated record. The transcript has a single exon. NCBI's taxonomy places the organism in Eukaryota, Metazoa, Arthropoda, Insecta, Hymenoptera, Formicidae.
AUGGUGCUGCAUCUUAGGCUUCCGCCUGGAACAUUGCCUGACCAUCUUCAGCAGGCAGAAGCGGAAGAAAAACACCGUCAAUGGGUGUGGGAGAAACUGCGAAGAAGACGACUGGAAGUGCUGAUGGAAGAAAAUCUCCACGAGCGGAAAACAGUCUGCUUGUCGGAGAUCGGAAAUAAUGCCGAUGACUCCGAGAACGACACCGACACCGGUGCCGACGACGACGACGACGACGACAACAAAGACGACGCCGAAAACGCCGAUAACACUGACGACGACGACGAAGACGCCGAUAACGCCGACAAUGAGAGCGGCAAAGACUCCAAUAAAGACGAGAUUGAAGAUUCCGCCGAGGAAGCGGAAGAAGGGUCGGGAGGUGAUUAUUAA